UGGAGAAGGCUUCGUGCUGCACAGAGCGAGAGAGCGAGAGAGAGACGAAGGAAAGGAGGAAGGGAGGAAUGCGCACAGUGCGCAGUGUCUAGAGCUAGAGGCGAUGGGCUGGCGGCGUCUGUCUGCGAGUGUUUUGUCUGUGGAGUGGGGCGGAGGAUGGGAUGGGAUGGGGAGGGCAGGGGAGGGGAGUCGAGAGCAGCAGCGGCAGCAAUCACACGUGAAAAGAGUGAGUGGAGGGCAGCAGUAGCAGUAGCAGGUAGCGGAAGGGUGGAAGAAAUUGCGAUUGGAAUUUAGUCGCUACAGGGAGCGAGGAGGAUUACGGCCGAGAGUAUAUCUCGUGCAUCUAUGCGUCGGUCGGUCUUUCUUGCUUUCUCUCUGUCUAUCCAUGUCUUUAUCCGAAGCUAGGAACCGCUGCGUGUAGAAAGAAAGGCGGAGGAAUUGAGCAUUGUGGGAAAGGAUGGUGGCAUGAUUAGGAGAGGGACCUAAGCAGGCAGGCACUAGCGAGCGAGAGGUGGGGAGAGGGAGAGAGGUAAAAGAGUGGUGAACCACCGCCUGAUGCCUUGUGGACGAUUCUCAGUGGAUGGUGGUCCCCAGUCGGCCUUCUUCCACGACUGCUCUGCCGCGGCAUCCUUUGUGCUCUCCUUCACCCGGCACUUCGCAACAAACUCCCUCGCCCCCGACGGACAGGCCAGCGACGCAGCGAGAGUGAGUGCGGAGAGCGAGCGCGAGUGAGGGCUGCGGAGAUCGUCGACUGGCGUGACUCGCGGUGAUGGAAGCAGGUUUCUGUCUGAGGACGUUGUGGGGCUUAUGAGCUCAUGGGUAUGAGGAAUUCGGUGAAGGUGACAUUGUUGGGGCCUGUUAUCGGUCUUUCCUUCGCGGAACCUCGAGAUCUGCAAUGGCCGUCAUGGUUAGGACCGCGCCUGGGGUUGAGCUUCAGGGGCUGAUUGACGUAGUGCGCAGGGUCGGCAGAUCGUAGUGCUACUCACGAGACUGACAAAUUGAACACCCACGCGAUCGAACGGAACAACGGUGAUUCUCGACAGACGUAAUGAUGGGCUGUAAACGGAGGGACAAGAUGCGCCGGAAGGUUAUGGCUUAUUCGUGACCGUAAGCAUGGCUGCGAGUGGAUUGAAGACCGAGAUUAAUGUGAGCAAUUUGGGUGUCGAGGGCCCGUGGAGCCACAGAUGCGGAUGGACUCGUAGCCUCGUUUAGUGUAGUCAUUAUAACUCUUAUGUGAAGGCCCCGCUGGACGCAAUGUGGGUAUAGGAGCAGGGUGGUAGUAGAAUGCGGUAGCAGUGUAGGCACUAUCGUUUAUGUCGAACGCGAGAAUGAGCGCAGAGGAAAAUGUGGAAGGUCAAGAACAGGAAGACGAAGUAGAGAGCAUGGGGGAUGGAGGAAUUUCCGGGGCUGACAAGGCUUUUAGGAGGAGAGGGUCAUAAGGUUAGGAACAAAGUAUAAGUACAGAUUACAGAGAAGGCCAUGGCGGAUCUAUCUACAACUGGACAACGGUUCAGGCGCAUCGCGCAUAGUGGUUCAAUGAACGACAUUGAUCCUAUGCUUCAUGGCGAUCUGGAACAGUGGCCACACAUCAAAGAGCUCGUCCUUAUCCACAAGGCAGAUUGGGUUAAGGAUGAAAGCAAAUAUGGUCAUUAUGAGAGUGUUCCACAUCCUUCUUUCGAGCAACCAACUUUUGAAGGGCCCGAUACGGACAUCGAAACAGAGCACCGGCUAGCAAAUGGACGACGUGGUCGAACUGCAGAAGUUUUAGAUGACGAUGAUCCCAGCACUUCGGGCAGACUCUCUGUCGCGAGUGAAUACGAAGUCUCACAUGAAAAGAAGCUGCCAAAGCAUUUUGGUCCGGCUCCUUUACCAGCCUACGACCCUGUGUUUAGCUGGGAAACAGAAAGGGCUACUAUAUAUGGGCAGAGAGUACCUGUCCUACCAGCGGCCCUCUCUCAUAGCGGGCUGAAAUUGUCCGUUAAAGUUCUCUCACUUAACUUUCAUGCUGGACUAGUCGAACCUAUAUAUGGCACUGUUUGCUUAUAUCAUCGAGAAAGGAGGGAGAAGCUUUCCGAAGACUUUUACUUUCAGUUCAGUCCUAACGACUUUCAGGAGCCAGGAGCACCCCCGUACAGGCGUGCCAUAUUUUCACUUGAUUCCCCUACGGCUCCUGUCUGUCUCCUUAUUCAGCUUGAGAAACAUGCAACGGAAGAAGGCGGUGUUACCCCUUCCGUCUAUUCUCGGAAAGAACCUGUUCAUUUGACUGAGAGAGAGAAACAGAAACUUCAAGUAUGGGCUAGAGUCAUGCCUUACCGAGAACCCUUUGCUUGGGCAGCAGUUCCACUUUUUGACACGACAAUGUCCGGAGUGGGUGGUUUUCCAUCUCCAAGUAGUCCCCUUCCUCCCGGUAUGCUAAGUACUAGCUUGCUUGAGGGUGUGGAUUUGGACAGUGGCAGAUCGGAUAAACAACACGAGGGUGGUGGCCCUGUGUUAGUGGACAUCCCAGGAUUGAAUCGGGUCAAAGAAUGCUACAGCGAAGAGUCACUGCAGGUUUAUUGGCAGGAUCCUAAGCGGAAAGUACACAAGCCUGUCAAAGCAAUGAUGCGUUUGGAAGUGGAGAGAAUACUUCCAGAAGACAAUGAUGUGGAUACCUUCUCAGAAAGCAGCAGCAUCAGCAAUGGAUCAGGGGAUGGAGACGGCCGCAUUGGAGACACGUCAUUGAGGAGUAUCGGGAAGUCGGGAAGAGCCUUGUUUAAUGGACGGCCGAAAUGGAGUGCGGGUGAUCGUAAUGACAGUGGGAAACACAAGUUCAGCAGCUUUUCAAGCGCGAACAGUCCGGAUCAUCAAACGGCAGAUUUUCGAGCACUGGAAUUCCGGGCCCUUACAAAGAAUGAGCCCUUUAAUCAGCUUUUGCACAGUCUUUAUGUGUACCCACUCGCCGUUAAUAUGAGCAAGAAACGCAAUCUUUUUAUCCGGGUGGAGCUGCGGAAGGAUGAUGUUGAUAUACGCAACCCUGCUCUGGAGGCAGUCUACGCCAGAGACGGUAGUAACCGUAUUCAAAAGUUUGCUCAUUCUCAAAUAGCUGUAAAUGCCCGUACAGCUCACUACCAUGAUGAGUUCAAGCUACGUCUUCCUGCGGUUCUCACUCCUCAUCAUCACCUAGUCUUCACCUUCUUUCAUGUCGAUCUCCAGAUGAAGCUGGAGGCACCUAAGCCGGUAGUUAUGGGAUACUCUGUUCUUCCACUGUCGGCAGGACCCCAAGUUCUGAGAUCUGACGGAAGCUUGCCCAUAAUGAAAGAGUUGCUUCCACACUAUCUGCAAGAUGGUGUAAAGGAGCGGAUGGAACAUCUUGAAGAUGGAAAGAGCGUGUUCCGGUUACGCUUGCGUCUUUGUUCAUCACUUUACCCAAUAAAUGAGCGUAUUCGUGACUUCUUUACAGAGUAUGAUCGGCAUAUUCUCCGAACUAGCCCUCCUUGGGGUUCGGAACUUCUUGAGGCCAUCAACAGCCUAAAGGUUGUAGACCCGACUGCAAUGCUACAAUUUUUGCAACCCAUCCUGAACAUGCUGCUUCGGAUGAUCGGGGAUGGUGGCGAAACUUUGCAGGUUGCUUCAUUUAGAGCAAUGGUCAACAUUUUGAUACGGGUACAGCAGGAAUCAUCUGAAGGGGCAGACCGAAAUCCCUAUCUUGUUCAGUACGUGGAUUAUUCUUUUGAUGAUUUGGGUGGUCUUCAAGAUCCGGUUUAUCCUGGUCUGUGCAAUGUCUGGAGAAGCUUGGCCAGAAGCAAGGCAAAAGGGUAUAGGGUGGGACCAGUUUACGACGAUGUGCUGUCGAUGGCAUGGGUGUUCCUGGAGCUAAUUGUGAAGUCCAUGGCUCUCGAACAGUCACGAGUUUUCUCUGAUACUCUUCAUUUAGGUGAAGAUUUGCCUCCGAUGCAGCUGAAGGAGGGGGUCUUCAGAUGUAUUUGGCAAUUAUAUGACUGUCUCUUGACUGAAGUACAUGAGCGUUGCAAGAAGGGUCUCACAUUGGCCAAACGUCUCAACAGUAGUCUUGCUUUUUUCUGCUACGAUCUCCUUUCAGUCAUUGAACCCCGCCAAGUAUUUGAGCUGGUUGCACUCUAUUUUGACAAAUUUACUGGAGUUUGUCAACAAGUACUGCAUGAGUGUAAGCUCACGUUUCUAAGGAUCAUAUGCGACCAUGAUUUGUUCGUGGAGAUGCCUGGGCGGGAUCCCUCAGAACGGAACUAUUUGGCAUCAGUCCUGAUGCAGGAGCUGUUCCUUACUUGGGACCAUGAAGACUUAACACAAAGAGCGAAGGCUGCGAGGAUAUUAGUUGUACUCAUGUGCAAGCAUGAUUACGACGCUCGAUAUCAGAAACUGGAAGACAAGCUCUACAUUGCUCAGCUCUACUUUCCUCUCAUAGGCCUUAUAUUGGAUGAGAUGCCUGUGUUCUACAACCUAAGUUCAACGGAGAAGCGGGAGGUUUUAGUCUGUGUGAUGCAAAUCAUUCGACAUCUCGAUGAUGCGACCCUUGUGAAGGCCUGGCAGCAUAGUGUUGCUCGAACACGACUUUUUUUCAAGCUCCUUGAAGAGUGCCUCGGUUUGUUCGAGCACAAAAGAGCCUCAGUUGAUAACAUGGGAAUACCUGGGGGCAUUCCUCCACCUGAAGAAGUUGAAGGACCCUAUUCCCCACGAUAUUCCGAAAAAUUGUCCCCGUCUAUCCACGGGUACUUCACCGAAGCAUCCCGGCCGGACGUUGGCAGACCGCAGGUCACACCAGAUAGUGGAUACUUGUGGAAGAAAUUAAGCCCACAACUAAUAAGCUCUCCAGGUCAACCGUAUUCGUUGAGGGAGGCUUUGUCAUCUCAAGCUCCAUCUUCUCGAAGAGUAGGUUCAGACCGGGCAUUGCGUGAAAGUCUGCAUCCAAUGCUCCGCCAAAAGCUGGAACUUUGGGAGGAUAACUUAAGUGCAGCUGUAAGCCUGCAGGUGCUUGAAAUCGUUGAGAAGUUUGUUGACGCAGCUGCAACCCAUAGCAUUGCCACUGAUUAUAUAAAACUCGAUUGUAUUACUGCCCUCUUCACUGGGUUUUUGUCUCGCAGCCAACCGCUUCUAUUCUGGAAGUCAUUCCUUCCAGUUUUCAAUAAUCUAUUUAGUCUCCAUGGAGCAAUUCUUAUGGGUCGGGAAAAUGACCGUUUUCUGAAGCAAGUAGCGUUUCAUUUAUUGCGCUUGGCCGUGUUCCGGAACGAGUCAAUACGCAAACGAGCUGUUGUUGGCCUCCAGAUUCUCGUUCGGAACUCUUUCUAUCACUUUCAAACUACUGCGCGACUCCGUGUGAUGUUGACCAUCACUCUCUCAGAGCUUAUGUCUGAUGUACAAGUAACUCAUCCAUGUCCCGACGGAACUUCGGAGGAAAGUGGAGAAGCAAGGCGAUUGCGGAAAUCUUUACAAGACAUUGCUUCCGAAACUAGUAGCGUGGAGCUGCUCAAAGAAUGCACUCUGCCAGAGAACUGUUUGGUUGCAGUACCUGAUGGUGCAAGCGAAAAUCGGUGGCGGUGGAAAGAACUGCAAGAUCUGUCAACUACAUUGUUGCGUGCUCUCGAUGCUGCCGUUGAGCACGCUCUCCUGGGUCCAAUGACGGGCUUCGACAAGUAUGCAACUGCAGAAAGCUACCACAGUUUGGCCUGGGCUUAUUCUCAUGUGCCAGAUAUCCACAUCAUGUGGCUCUUACAUCUUUGUGAUCAACAUCAGCAAAUGCAUUCAUGGGCAGAGGCUGCUCAAUGUGCUGUGGCUGUGGCUGGUGUUAUUAUGGAGGCUUUAGUUGGAAGAGCUGAUGCGGUGUGGGGAAAAGACCAUGUGGAGUCGCUCCACAAAAUAUGUCCUAUGCUAAGUAGCUCAGUAAUAGGAGAGGCAGCCGCUGCCGAAGUAGAGGGAUAUGGAGCUUCAAAGCUGACUGUAGACUCAGCGGUAAAGUAUCUUCAACUGGCAAAUAGACUCUUUCAGCAGGCGGAGCUGUUCCAUUUUUGUGCUGGAAUUUUGGAGCUCAUAAUUCCAGUGUACAAAAGUCGACACGCUUAUGGGCAGCUUGCAAAGUGCCACACUUCCCUUACCACUAUCUAUGAUUCCAUUGUCGAACAGGAGACGAGCCCUAUUCCAUUUACAGAUGCCACUUAUUAUCGUGUGGGAUUCUAUGGGGAACGUUUUGGUAAACUAAAUCGGAAGGAGUAUGUGUACAGAGAGGCUAGAGAUGUCCGCCUUGGAGAUAUAAUGGAGAAACUAGGACAUGUAUACGAGUCUAGGCUAGGUGAUGGGCACACCUUGCAUAUAAUACCCGACUCGCGGCAGGUGAACGCAGAUGAGCUUCAGCCAAGAGUUUGUUACCUGCAGAUCACAUCUGUCGACCGUGUGAUGGAAGAUGAGGAUCUAGAGAGCAGGAGAGAAAGACAACAAACUGGUCACGCAUCAGGAAGCGUCAGUGCGCGAGUUUUUGAUCGAUUUUUGUUUGACACCCCUUUCACUAAGAACGGUAGGAGUCAAGGAGGUUUAGAAGACCAGUGGAAGCGGAGAACUGUGGUCCAAACUGAAGGCCCUUUUCCUGCACUAGUAAAUCGUCUCCUUGUGGUGAAGUCCGAGUCCAGAGAGUUUUCUCCCAUUGAAAAUGCUAUAGGAAUGAUCGAAACCAGGACAUCAGCGCUACAGAAUGAACUCGAAGAGCCACGCAGUGCAGAAGGAGAUCAACUGCCUCGGUUACAGAGUCUGCAAAGAAUUCUGCAAGGCAGUGUUGCUGUUCAGGUCAAUAGUGGGGUUCUUGGAGUCUGUACAGCCUUCUUGUCUGGUGAGCCAGCAACACGACUCCGUUCCCAAGAGCUGCAGCAACUUAUUGCAGCAUUGCUGGAGUUUAUGGGUGUAUGCAAACGUGCAAUUCGUGUACAUUCCCGCCUGAUAGGAGAAGAAGACCAAGAGUUCCAUUCUCAGCUAGUAAAUGGUUUUCAGUCUCUUACAGCGGAGCUCUCUCACUACAUACCGGCCAUCUUGUCUGAACUUUGAGGUUUGCAGUCACUACUCUCCAUUUUCAAGUUAAACGUCCACAUAGCACUCAAGCUGUUUGUAGACUGGGCUCUGUCCCACUAGUUCUCAGUAAACAUCAGUCAUCGAUCUUGCAGGAAAUGUGCAGCAAUGUAGAAAUUUUCUUCUGUACCUAUUGGGCAGCUUCAUUUUGUAUUUAUAGGUUGGACAAAGCAAUGUCCAAAUUAUCUCAAAGUGGCCCAUUUGAUUCAAUACAAUAGGGGACAUAAAAAGGUUGCAAUCCUUGUUGACUUGAUGGAUGUUUUGUUCUAUUAGUUUUUUUCACAAGUGGAUUGACGUCUGUCUAUUCACUUGUCUCUUGUAUAUAAGCACAAGGGAUGCCGUGUCACGUCAAGCUUAGAUAAUUAGCAACGAAGUAUGAAGUAUAAACUUGUGUAAAAAAAUUUCUGCUGAACGAGAUCAACGUGAGAUGAACUAAAUUGCAAGUACAGAUUUUAAGCUGCUUGUUCUGCACCAAAUUGAGCUGAUAGUGGGCGAUCCAACUUUGCGUUGAUGUACUGCAAAAGGUAUUGGCUUGACUACAUAAUUUGCCUCCCACAUUGCUGAUUUUUUUUUUGGUUCUCUCCAUCGUGAAUAUAGGCAAGAGGUGGCCACCAGCUGAUUGUUGAACUUUAGUUGGCUGGCUAUCCAUUCAGGUAUUGACGUCGUAUUAUAGUGAACGAUUUCCACAACAGGAUCGGAUGUAUUUAGGCAGCCAGACUUGCAAAUUGCGUAUGCAGUUCCGAGCCGUCGUUUUGAUGUGGAUAAUAUACUCAAUAACUUCCCCCCUAAACUCGACCAAGAAAGAAUCGCAUCGCUAAAAGAUUACGAUCAUAUUUGUCAUGUAUCCAUCCUCGUAGAUAACCAUCUUUACAAUCUUUAAUCUUAAAAAGCUGCAGCGAUGUGUACGCUGUUGUAUACAUUUAUUAAGAGACGAGCAAGUGGAGUUGAUGCAUAUUGUGGUGAGGCGAAUUGGAUUUGGCUGAUUUGAGUUGUAGAAAGGAAUUGAGAUUUGGAGAAUCCUUCUUGUAUCUUGUACUAACGGAGGUGCUAAUUACUACAACAUUGUCAGACAGUGAUGUAAUCUCUGACCACGGCACGCAAGUAGCAACGUCAUUAACAGAACUGAAACUGGAGAAGGGGCGAUGUACGUCAAUUCCAUGUUAUAAGUUAACGUGGAAAACACAGAUGCAUUUGCUAAAGUGCGACUAAGAUGGACUGGAUCUGCUUGAUUGUGCUUGGCUUUAGUGAAAUCUGGUAAUGAAACAUACAUCUCUAGCUUAGGGUGUCCGCUCAGGUCUGUCGUUAGACAACUGUCCAUGUGCUGCUUUCAUUGAUUCAAACCGAAGGGUACAACAAUGAAGAAGUAGAACACCAUCACAAUAUGUUUUUCGAUGUAAUAUAACAUCUAUGAUUAAAAUUCUAUAUUUUUUUACUAUUUGGAAAAUACACG
Messenger RNA from Marchantia polymorpha subsp. ruderalis, 8512 nucleotides. NCBI's taxonomy places the organism in Eukaryota, Viridiplantae, Streptophyta, Marchantiopsida, Marchantiales, Marchantiaceae. The record is from the annotation of a GenBank genome assembly.